This is a messenger RNA of Lutra lutra (Eurasian river otter), 1497 nucleotides long. It is a transcript of the gene NTSR2, whose product is annotated as neurotensin receptor 2. Gene Ontology annotation, biological process: neuropeptide signaling pathway. The record is from RefSeq and is a predicted model, not a curated record. The transcript has 4 exons. The coding region runs from base 13 to 1146 and encodes 377 amino acids. Gene Ontology annotation, cellular component: plasma membrane. Gene Ontology annotation, molecular function: G protein-coupled neurotensin receptor activity. NCBI's taxonomy places the organism in Eukaryota, Metazoa, Chordata, Mammalia, Carnivora, Mustelidae.
CGCGGGAGCGGGAUGGAGAGCAGCAGCCCGCGGCCCCCGAGGCCCAGCUCGGGUCCCGCGCUGAGCCUGGACGCCCGGCUGGGCGUGGACACGCGCCUCUGGGCCAAGGUGCUGUUCACCGCGCUCUACUCGCUCAUCUUCGCCCUGGGCGCGGCGGGCAAUGCGCUGUCCGUGCACGUGGUGCUGAAGGGGCGCGCCGGGCCCCCGGGGCGCCUGCGCUACCACGUGCUCAGCCUGGCGCUCUCCGGGCUGCUGCUGCUGCUGGUCAGCGUGCCCAUGGAGCUCUACAACUUCGUGUGGUUCCACUACCCCUGGGUGUUCGGCGACCUGGGCUGCCGCGCUUACUACUUCGUGCGCGAGCUGUGCGCCUACACCACCGUGCUGAGCGUAGCCGGCCUGAGCGCCGAGCGCUGCCUGGCUGUGUGCCAGCCCCUGCGCGCCCGCCGCCUGCUGUCGCCGCGUCGGACCCGCCGCCUGCUGUCGCUCAUCUGGGCCGUCUCCCUCGGCCUCGCCCUACCCAUGGCAAUCAUCAUGGGGCAGAAGUACGAGGUGGAGACGGCUGGCGGGGAGCCGGAGGCCGCCUCGCGCGUGUGCACCGUGCUGGUGAGCCGCGCCACGCUCCAGGUUUUCAUUCAGGUGAAUGUGCUGGUAUCCUUCGUGCUCCCCUUGGCAUUAACUGCCUUCCUGAACGGGGUCACUGUGAGCCACCUGGUGGCCCUCUGCUCCCAGGUGCCGUCCACUUCCGCCCCAGCCAGCCCCACCCCCAGCCACAUGGAGCUAACAAGUGAGGAGAGGAGGACGCUCCCCCUGGGGGGCCGGGCCAGCCUGGUGCAACACAAGGACUCCAGCCGUCUCCGCCGUCUCCAGCACAGCGUCCAGGUUCUCAGAGCCAUUGUGGGUGUGUAUGUCGUCUGCUGGAUGCCGUACCACGUCCGCAGGCUCAUGUACUGCUACGUUUCCGAUGACGGGUGGACUGGGGCACUCUACAAUUUCUAUCACUAUUUCUACCUGGUGACGAACACGCUUUUCUACGUUAGUUCAGCGGUGACCCCUGUCCUGUACAACGUCGUGUCCUCCUCCUUCAGAAAACUCUUCCUGAAAGCCCUCGGCUCCCUGUGUCGAGAGCACCACCACAUGGAGCCAUGACCCCUCGGAGCCCCGGGGACCCUCUGAAUGGACCCAGCUCUGGACUCCGGGGAUCCCCCCAGACACGCCCACCCGGACGAAACAGAAGACUGAACGAAGCAAACAGUGACUGACGGCUCGGUCACCUAGCAUUCUGACGAGCGAUGUUCUCACAAGUAACUCGGGCUCUGUAGUCAGAUACACUCACCUGGACCCCUGGCCCCACCACUUACCAGCUGUGUGACUGCAGGCGAGUCGCUUCCACGCUGAGCCUUGGUCUUCCCAUCUGUGUGAUGAACAGUACCCAGCUCUUAGAGUCGUUCGAAGAUUAAAGUGCUUAGCACGGUGCCUAGUGCAUAAUAAAUAAUAAAC